UUCCGGACUCCCCACCAAAUAAUUUCUCGCCACCAAAGGGGAAGUAAACUGGACGAAAUUCCUCUUGGCAAUUUCCCUGGGGUGUAAAGCCAAUCUCCAAAGCCAGUCUUCCAUUUUGGAGCACAAUCGAAUCCAUGGCUGCGAUCUACAAUCUCUUCAUCAUAAACAAAUCAGGGGGUCUCAUCUUCUACAAGGAUUACGGAUCAGCUGGUAGAAUGGACACAAACGACAGCUUGCGGCUCGCAAGCCUUUGGCACUCGAUGCACGCCAUCUCCCAGCAGCUUUCCCCCACCAUUGGAUGCUUCGGCAUUGAGCUUCUUCAAGCCGACAACUUCGACCUCCACUGCUUUCAGUCGCUCACGGGAACCAAAUUUUUUGUGGUUUGUGAACCUGGAGCUCAGCAUAUGGAAGGACUCCUAAAGGUUAUUUAUGAGCUAUACACUGAUUUCGUGCUGAAGAAUCCUUUCUAUGAAAUGGAAAUGCCUAUCCGAUGUGAGCUUUUCGACAUCCAUCUUUCUCAAGCUAUUCAGAAAGAUCGUGUUGUUUUGCUUGGUAGAUGAACACAAAUCAUUUUUUUGUUUUGUAAUCUUUUGGUUCAAACAUAAAGUUCUUUGUAUGGAUUAAUCUGUUCUCUUUUAGUAAUCUUGAUGGUGGAUUGAUUUGACUGAAA
Messenger RNA from Dendrobium catenatum, 670 nucleotides. Its product is annotated as trafficking protein particle complex subunit 4. Gene Ontology annotation, biological process: endoplasmic reticulum to Golgi vesicle-mediated transport. Lineage: Eukaryota; Viridiplantae; Streptophyta; Magnoliopsida; Asparagales; Orchidaceae. The transcript has 3 exons. The record is from RefSeq and is a predicted model, not a curated record. Gene Ontology annotation, cellular component: TRAPP complex. The coding region runs from base 135 to 560 and encodes 141 amino acids.